Molecule: messenger RNA, 968 nt
Organism: Dissoconium aciculare CBS 342.82
Lineage: Eukaryota; Fungi; Ascomycota; Dothideomycetes; Mycosphaerellales; Dissoconiaceae
Product: S-adenosyl-L-methionine-dependent methyltransferase
Exons: 1
Coding region: 37-846 (269 amino acids)
Molecular function (GO): S-adenosylmethionine-dependent methyltransferase activity
Source: RefSeq, a predicted model, not a curated record
GAGGAACGCAGUCGACAACUUGCAGAGUGUGUGGUCAUGGCCGAACUUGCAUACGUCCAGGGCCAUAACCCCGCGGUAUACCGCAGUCACGAAAGUCGUGCAGCUGCCGACACCUGUGGCUAUUUUCUCAAGCACCUGAAGAGAGACAGUAAGAUCCUUGACGCCGGCUGUGGUCCUGGGUCUGUCACAUCCUCGUUGGCUGUGCUGCUAGAGGCGACAGGUGGCACAGUUCUCGGCGUUGACGCAUCAGAGACAGCGAUCGAAAGAGCUCGCGCCCAAUCUAACCUGCCAGCCAAUUGCUCCUUCGCCGUAGCCGACAUUCUCGCACUACCGUACCCAGAUGCCUCGUUCGACGCCGUUUACACUAGCCAGGUGCUCGCGCACAUCCCGUCCGCUGCAGCGGCUGUGAAGGAGCUUCGGCGCGUAUGCCGUCCAAAUGGCUUUGUGGCACUUCGCGAAGGCGAUUUCUACACAACAACAAUGUAUCCUAUUAUUCCGGAGCUGGAGAAAUGGAAGCAAGCAAGUCUGGAAAUUUUGGAGCGGAAGAAUUGUAAUCCACGCGCGGCAAUGCAGCUCGUAGAAUGGGCACUGCAAGCAGGCUUCGACGAACCGCGCAUUGAACUCAGCAUGGGCGGUAUAGUGUACUCAGGCAGUCAACGCAAGUUUUGGGGCGAAACGAUGAGCGGCAGGGUAAGCUCAGACGAGACUUGGCGGGCACAUGCUCGGAACGCUGGAGUCAAUCCAGAGGACUUUGAAGCAAUGCAAGUUGGGUGGGCUCGUUUCGUCGCCGACCCUUCAUCUGUUUUCACCAUGCCUUGUGGUCAGGCAAUAUGCUGGAAGGACUGAAUACGACCUCACAGACGACAAGGUGAUGAAGCACCUGCACAUGUUCGUCGCUAGUAUUGCACCGGCCGAGGAACGAGUUUAAUGGAUGUUGCCGGGUGAGAAUUCUGACAUAAAGCGCCUGC